This is a messenger RNA of Tetrapisispora phaffii CBS 4417, 957 nucleotides long. RefSeq names its product ribose-phosphate diphosphokinase. Gene Ontology annotation, biological process: purine nucleotide biosynthetic process; ribonucleoside monophosphate biosynthetic process; 5-phosphoribose 1-diphosphate biosynthetic process. The transcript has a single exon. Lineage: Eukaryota; Fungi; Ascomycota; Saccharomycetes; Saccharomycetales; Saccharomycetaceae. Gene Ontology annotation, cellular component: ribose phosphate diphosphokinase complex; cytoplasm. The record is from RefSeq and is a predicted model, not a curated record. Gene Ontology annotation, molecular function: magnesium ion binding; ribose phosphate diphosphokinase activity. The coding region runs from base 1 to 957 and encodes 318 amino acids.
AUGUCAAGCAACAGCAUCAAGCUGAUAUCUGGUAACUCCCAUCCGGAACUGGCUGAGCUGAUUUCCAAGAGGUUAUCUAUCCCACUAUCCAAGGUUGGUGUUUAUCAAUACUCUAAUAAGGAGACUUCUGUCACUAUUGGCGAAAGUAUUAGAGAUGAAGAUGUAUAUAUUAUUCAGACAGGUACAGGUGAGGAUGAGGUUAACGACUUCUUAAUGGAACUGUUAAUCUUAAUCCACGCUUGUAAAACUGCCUCUGUCAGAAGGAUCACGGCCGUGAUUCCAAACUUUCCUUACGCUAGACAGGAUAAGAAGGACAAGUCCCGUGCUCCUAUCACUGCGAAGUUGAUUGCUAAUCUGUUGCAAACAGCAGGAUGUGAUCAUGUUAUCACUAUGGACUUGCAUGCCUCUCAGAUCCAAGGGUUCUUCCAUAUUCCGGUGGAUAACCUGUAUGCUGAACCAUCUGUUUUGAAUUAUAUUAAAACAAAAACAGAUUUAUCAAAUGCGAUUUUGGUCUCACCUGAUGCAGGUGGUGCUAAGAGGGUCGCAUCGUUAGCUGAUAAACUAGACUUAAAUUUUGCAUUGAUCCACAAGGAAAGACAAAAGGCUAAUGAGGUUUCAAGAAUGGUGUUGGUCGGUGACGUCAAGGGAAAAGCUUGUCUGUUGAUAGAUGACAUGGCAGACACAUGUGGCACUUUAGUCAAAGCGUGUGAUACAUUAUUGGAUCAUGGUGCGAAGGAGGUCGUUGCCAUUGUCACUCACGGUAUAUUUUCAGGGUCAGCAAGAGAAAAGUUGAGCAACAGUAGAUUAUCAAAAAUUGUUUGUACAAACACUUUGCCAAUCGAUUUAGAUUUGGAUAUUGUUGAGCAAGUAGAUAUCAGUCCAACUUUGGCUGAAAGUAUAAGGAGAUUACAUAAUGGUGAAUCAGUUUCUUAUUUGUUCACUCACGCUCCAAUAUGA